AUAUUAGCAGUAUACAGUUUUUUUUAUAGUUGGUAUACAAGAGAUCUUCAUAGUUUCAUUACUGUUCAAUACAAACCAGUAGAAGUGCAAUAUGUCUGUUAUACAAAUAAAGUCAAACGUAGACUUUAAAAUGCCAUUAAUAAACUUAAAGAAUAAUUAUGUUUUGUUUUCUGAUAGACUAAUAGUUUGAGGUAAUGAAAAUGUGAAGUGAUUAACAUUGCAGUUAUUGCAAAUGUAAGGUAAUCAAGUAAAAACUGAAAAAAUAAUGGUGACUAUGGAUAAUAUUAAAUAGAAUUUGAAGAUGACUAAGGCUAACAUUGCAAGUAGCUGACUGACAGCAGUCUAAUUACAGAAUAUAGGUUGGCGUUCAAUCUAUUAGGUACUGCUACAUCCUGGUAGAUAUAUGUACCUAUUAAAAGUACACCACCCAUCAUUGUUAAAGAAACAGGUUUAGCAAAGAUAAAGUUUUGUUUUCUGCUUGUGCAGAGCUCCAAGCCUCCCGUCCGUUAAGUGGCGCUAAAGGCGGCUAUCUCGUUUGUUUGCCGUUAAACAUUUAAACCGACGAAGAAGAAAACAAGCAGCUAUCGACGCAGGCGCAGUACCCUCAGUUGCGAAUAGUAGCCAAGUAAGACGUUAGCAGUUUUAAAGUACGUGGCAUAAAACUUUAGACAUGGAAGUAGCCGCACUGUUCGCCGUGACUCUGUUACUGGGUGCACUGAUUAUUCUGGUGGCAUUAGCGGUGGGCAGACGGAAAGAAGAAAUAAGAGAGGAAAUAGAGCAGGCGGCGGAAUUUGCCGCUGUAGGCAGUGUAGCGAAGGUUCCUGCAUCGAAGAAACCAAAGCAGGAGAAGCAGCGCAGCCGUAAGGAUAAAGCUUCACAGCACACUUUUAGUCAUCAGCUGUUGGCAGCCUCACUGAAGAGCCACAGUGCGAACGUGACGUGCCUGGAUUUCAGCAGUAACGGGAAGUACCUGGCGUCAUGCGCAGAUGACCGCACCGUCCGCAUCUGGAGCACCAAAGACUUCCUGGAUCGGGAACACAAGUGCCUGAGGGCCAAUGUGGAUCUGGAUUACGCAACACUAGUCCGCUUCAGCCCAGACUCCAGGGCGUUUAUCACCUGGUUGGCCAAUGGAGACACCAUCCGAAUCAUUAAAAUGGUCAAAAAGGAGGAUGGCACUUUGUCCUUCAAAGCUGCUUCUGAGGACUUCCCACAGAAGCACAAGGCCCCCAUCCUCAACAUCGGCAUUGCAGAGACAGGCAAGUUCAUAAUGAGCGCCUCCAUCGACACCAGCAUCCACAUCUGGGACCUGAAAGGAGACGUACUGGCCUCCAUCAACACCAACCAGAUAACCAACUCUUAUGCUGCCGUCUCCCCGUGUGGCAGGUUCGUAGCGUCGUGUGGCUUCACUCCUGAUGUGAAGGUGUGGGAGGUUUGCUUCGGGAAGGGCGGAGAGUUCAAAGAGGUGGCGCGAGCGUUUGACCUGAAGGGCCACUCUGCAGGAGUUCACGCAUUCGCCUUCUCCAACGACUCUAGCAGAAUGGUGACCGUCUCCAAAGACGGUACGUGGAAGCUGUGGGACACGGACGUGGAGUACAAAAAGCAGCAGGACCCCUACCUCCUGAGGACGGUCCCCUGUGUGUCCUCUGAAGGCAGCCGGGUGGCCUUGUCUCCGGACGGACGGGUGGUAGCCGUCAGCGACGGCUGCAACGUGGCCAUGUACAGCGCCGCCACCGGCCAGCUGGAGGAGGAGCUGCACGGCGUCCACAGCGAGGAGAUCAACGACCUGAGAUUUGACAUUAACGGGCGCUUCUUGGCGUGCAGCGGCGACAAGGCCAUCCGAGUGUUUCACAACGCCCCGGGCUACCGGGCGGCCAUCAGAGACAUGCAGGACAUGCUGAAGAAGGCCCAGAACGAGGCCAUGAAGCAGAGACUGCAGCAGCAGAUCAGCGAGGCUCAGAGAUCCCUGGACACUGUGCUGGCUGCUCCGCUCGACUAGAAGAGACCCAAGAAACUGCUCUCUGAUCGUGAUCCUGUCUGACUCUGACUGCUCUUCUUUUUUGCAACCUCAACUCACCCUCUGCCACUCAAUGAUCUGGUCUGGGAAUAAUGGAAUUUGCAUGCUGUUUUAAUAAAGAUCUUUUUAUGGAAAAAUAAAAUUGUUGUUCAGGCUUUUUGUCCCGUUUCAGUUCCAAUAAGUGUGUUCUCUGCUGUGUCUGUUUUUUGUAUUUGCCUUCUGCAACUUUAAAGUCUGACUCCACUCAAAUGUUUGGCCUAUUGUUCAUUUACUUUGAUGUCUGCGCUUCACUGUGCAGAGGGAUGUUUGGCACAAGAACACUGUUUUCACUUUAAUCUGCUGAAAGUUUCUCCGUGCUCAUCUCAAU
This is a messenger RNA of Anarrhichthys ocellatus (wolf-eel), 2381 nucleotides long. RefSeq names its product transducin beta like 2 (gene tbl2). The transcript has 7 exons. Lineage: Eukaryota; Metazoa; Chordata; Actinopteri; Perciformes; Anarhichadidae. Gene Ontology annotation, molecular function: protein binding. The record is from RefSeq and is a predicted model, not a curated record. Gene Ontology annotation, biological process: endoplasmic reticulum unfolded protein response. Gene Ontology annotation, cellular component: endoplasmic reticulum. The coding region runs from base 671 to 1996 and encodes 441 amino acids.